Molecule: messenger RNA, 4780 nt
Organism: Boleophthalmus pectinirostris (great blue-spotted mudskipper)
Lineage: Eukaryota; Metazoa; Chordata; Actinopteri; Gobiiformes; Gobiidae
Product: E3 ubiquitin-protein ligase TRIM35-like
Exons: 2
Coding region: 70-1431 (453 amino acids)
Source: RefSeq, a predicted model, not a curated record
CUUUCCAGUCCGACCACAGAAGAAGUGUCACGAAUCAGGAAAUGUUUUGGUGCUUCUCGAGUUGAGCCCAUGGUUUUUCCCUCAGACGGACUCCGGACCUGCUCCACGAGUCGCUCCUCUGACUGUGCUCCAGGAUCUAAGAUGGCGUCUCGCUCUGAGGACGACCUGACGUGUCCCACCUGCAUGAACAUCUUCAACAACCCGGUGCUCCUGUCCUGCGGCCACAGCUCCUGCUCCGACUGUCUGCAGCGGUGGUGGAGGGAGAAACGCGCUCAGAACUGCCCCGUGUGCCGAGCCAAGUGCACCACGGCCAACCCGCCGCGAAACCUGGCCCUCAAAAACCUCUGCGAGACCUUCCUCCAGGAGCAAGAGAAGAAGACCGACCCGCUGGAGCUGAGGGAGAAGCUGAGCGCGCUGAAGCUGAGGAUCGACUGUUUACGGGAAGUCAAAGAUGGAUACGAUAAGAUUCUGGAUCACGUGAAAGUUCAGGGUAAAACGGCGGAACGUCAGAUAAAGAAACAGUUUAAAAUGCUGCACAGGUUUCUGGAGGAAGACGAGGAGAUGAGGAUUGCGGAUCUGCGGGAGGAGGAAGAGCGGAAGAGCCAGAGGUUGAGGGAGCUGGUGGAGAGCGUGAGCCGCGAGAUGGCGUCGCUGUCCGAGAUCGUGCGGGCGACGGAAGACGCGCUCAACGAGGAAAACGCGUCCGGGGAAAAAUGCAAAACCGCCAUCGACAAAGCCAUGCAGCAGAGGAACGUUCCGGGCGAUUCCAGCGAGAAUCACCUCCUCGAUGUCGCAAAACACCUCGGGAAUUUGAGCUUCAAAAUCUGGCAGAAAAUGUUGAAAUGCGUGAGGUACUAUCCCGUGGUUCUGGAUCCGAACACGGCAGGGAAUUUGUUGACUUUAUCCGAAGAUUUGACGGCGUUUAAAGAAGGAGAGGACCAGAGACUUCCGGAAACACUCGAUCGUCUUUCGUUCUUGUCCGUUUUAGGAUCGGAAGGUUACAGCUGCGGGAAGCACUGCUGGGACGUGCAGGUCGGAGAAUCGAAAUGUUGGGGUGUGGGCGUGAUCGAGAAAAAACAACCGGAUCAGCGACUGGAAGAGGGAGAUUCCUGGAGGUUGGUCAACGGAUUUUUCGGAUUAAUGGCGCUCGGGCCGGAAUACGAGGGCUUGGCCAUCCCGAGUCCGAGCGGGCAGGAAGUGACGCGGAUCCGGUUGGAGCUGGACUUCGCCGGCGGAUCGUUGGCGCUGAUAAACCUGGAGUCGUACACGAUCAUCCACAAGUUCAGACACAGGUUCAAGGCGAAAGUUUAUCCGUAUUUUUACAACUGGGACCAGAACAACAUCAGGAUUCUGCCCAAGCACUUCCUGUUUAACUCCAGGACAAACGGAGUAGACAACUGCCCCCCGACCAUACGGCACUCAGUUCUUUAACACCUUUGUUUUACUACUGAUACUUUUGAUCUUUGUUAUAAUGAUGUCGUUUCCUCGUCACAAACAAACCUGGAGUUUUUGUUUUGUAUCAUUCACAUGUUUAACACAUGUGUCUUUGGCACUUUUCGAGUUCUUAAUAUAUAAAGGUUUAACUGGUUUAAACUUAUUUGUUUUAUUUCACUUUGGUUGUACCAAAACACGUUUAGAUGAAGAAACCAAAUUUAAAAGAAUAUUACAGGUUUAAAAUAUCAAAAUGUCAUUUGGUGAAACGAGUCACACACAGAAUCAGUGAAACUUUUAUUUGCACAAAUUAUAAAAAUGUAUAAAAUCAUAAACUUUCCUCUGUGACAUAAUUUUAAAAGUCUUGGCACGAAACAUAAAAAAAAUGAACACAAAAGAAUUAUGAUGCUUUUAAUGUCUUAAAUAAAGUUGUCGCCAAAAGUUGAUUUCAUCAACGUCAUUCAGUAAAACGAAGUUAAAGAGACAAUUUGAACAAUAAUCUGAGAUCAUUCCUCAUGUGUCACCUGAUGACAUCAUCUGAUGACAUCACUGUGUGGACCCUGCAGUAGUGACAUCACCUGAUGACAUCACUAUGUGGACCCUGCAGUAGUGACAUCACCUGAUGACAUCACUGUGUGGACCCUGCAGUGGUGACAUCACCUGAUGACAUCACUGUGUGGACCCUGCAGUAGUGACAUCACCUGAUGACAUCACUGUGUGGACCCUGCAGUAGUGACAUCACCUGAUGACAUCACUGUGUGGACCCUGCAGUGGUGACAUCACCUGAUGACAUCACUGUGUGGACCCUGCAGGACUUUGAAGUGGAAGAUUCAGAUUUGUCCUUUUAGUUUUUGUUGGCGACGCUUUUGUCACGAGAAAUACAAAUGUCACAGUUUUGGACGUGAUUUGGUUCAACAUGUGUUUAAAACUGUUUUCAUUUUAAAAUAUUCCAAUUAAAAUGAAGUGUUUGUUUGAGACUCGACACUGACGCUUUUGUUUUUCUGAUGGAUAAAAUAUAAAACAGUUUAGAAUAAAAAUGUUUGAAAAACAUGUCAUUUGGUGAAACAGACGAGUGACUGUUGAUGAAAACAUGAAGCAUUUAACUCAAUAAUAUCUGUAUUUCUUUUACAAAUGUAUUUGGAUUAUUUCACUAUGUUUGCUUCUAUAUUACAUUUUAUUUUAAAUGUAAAAUAAUCACAUAAAUAAAGGAAAUUAAGUUUGGUAGAUUAAUUAAUUCAAAAUACAGUUGGACAAUAAAUAUAUUAAAGGUCAUUAGACUGAUGUUGUUAGUCUGAUUUAGUUUUUCACAAAAUUUGUUUCAAAAGAAAAGACAUUUUUUUGAGUACAAAGUAAGUAAGUACAAAAAGGGCCACAUAUGAAAUUAUAAAAUAAACAGUUGGAUUUUUUGAGCUUUUGAAAACAACAAAACGUCACUGACCCAGUUAGGCUGAGUUCUUUUCUCAAACUCCACAAACCUUCACCAGAAUCACUCGCAUGAAUUCAGCUCUGGAAUGAACAAAACAAAAAGUGGAACGGAGCAUUUUUAUCUUCAGACAUGUUCACGGCCCGACAAUCCAGAACUACAAGAGUGAAUGAAACAAAACACACUCCAGGUCUGUUUGUGAGGAGAGAACUGUGUUAGGACACGAAUAAAAACAGACUCAACUUUACAUAAUACUGGACUUUUCUUCUGCACUCUUUGAAAACACUGCUGCUAUUGUGCUAUUGUGUCCUUGGGCAAGACACUUCAGCCGCCUCACAGUGUGUUUCUGACGCUGCGUUUGUCUACAGGAGAAAAAUGACAGAUAUGUGAGCGCCCCGGGGCUCAGGACGAUCCACACGAGCAGAGGGUGACCAAGAGCUGAUUCAUUUGAAACUUACACACAAGGAAACUGAAAGUGAAGCGCGACUCACAGGUUCCGUGUCAGAGGAAAGAGUCUGAGUUCAGUUUUGUUCUGAAUGUCGGACAAAAACAUCUGUGAACCGCACUCGUCACGACUCUGGGGACACUUUCAGCACCUUUAUUACACAAAACCGACGCUUUUACUGAGGAUUUAAAUCAUGUUCUGAUAUCAGGGUUCAUACUCUUUUACAAACUCUCUGUUCCACCUUGUGAUGUCAUGAAGUGGUCGUUUUAACAGCUCCUUUUUGCUUUAGUUCAGUAGAGAUCAGAAAAAUCUCAGGGGCUGAAAUGAUCCAAAUGAUUCUGGUGAAGGUGUGUGGAGUUUAAAAACACAGUGGAGCACGAGCUCAGUCUAAAUGUGACCGAAAACAUGAGGCUAAUAUUGGUCCUGAAUCUGUGUUUCAGUCAUUCAUUCAUUUUUCAAAAUAAAACCAAAAAUAAGAAAAUGAAAUGAAAUGAAUGCAAUGCCGGACUGACAAGGACUAAACCGGGACUAAACCAGGACUAAACCAGGACUAAACCAGGAUUAAGCUGGUCUCACUCCUGGUCUUAGUCCCAGUCCCAGUCCUAGUUGGUCCUGGUCUCAGGGCUGGUCUAUUUCUAGUCUCAAUCCCGGUCUCAGUUCUGGUCUCGGUCCUGGUCUGGUCCCAGUCUCAGUCCUGGUCUCUGUCUCAGUCUGGUCCUGGUCUAAGUUCCAGUCUCAGUCCCAGUCUCUGUGCCAGUCUGGUAUCGGUCUCAGUCCCGGUCUCAGUCUCCGUCUCAGUUCUGGUCUCAAUCCUGAUCUGGUCCCGGUCUCAGUCCUGGUCUCAGUCCCGGUCUCAAUCUCGGUCUGGUCCUGGUCUCAGUCCUGAUCACCCAACAGUCUAUGUGGGCGCACCUCUGGGCCCAACCCAACACUCAGUCCUGGUUCAGUCCUGGUUCAGUCCUGAUUCAGUCCUGGUUUAGUCCUGGUUUAAUCCUGGUUUAGUCCUGGUUUAGUCCUGGUUCUGUCCUGGUUUAGUUCUGGUUCAGUCCUGGUUCUGUCCUGGUUUAGUUCUGGUUCAGUCCUGGUUUAGUUCUGGCUCAGGCAUUGCAGUUUAAAUCACACAAACAGGAAACGAUCAUUAGCUGUUUUUUUCAUUUUGGUUUUGGAGACAAAUAAUGAAGAAAAUCGUUGUUUUUUCGUUUUCUUAUUUUUGGUUUUAUUUUGAAAAUCAAAUGAAUGAAUGACAUGUGGAUUGUCUUUAAAAUGCUGCUGUGUGUUUGAUGGAAACUGAACUGUGAUGUUAUAAUGUUUUAAUAUUUUAAUGUUAUUCUUCUUCUUUCAUGUGCACUUCUUGUUUUUUGCCAAACAGUGAUUUACAUUUAUCACACUCAAAGCUGCUGUUUUAGUCUUAAAUCAAAUAUUUAAACGAAGAGUCUCAGGUUUAAAUUUAUUUUUAUAACAAAAAUAAAACUUUUCCAAUA